AUGCAAUAUCGAAGAGCUGAUGCAUCUUCGAACGCUAGAAGCCAGCUUCCACCUCUAGCACCUCGAGACCAGCAGCCCGUUCCUGCUACUUCUGCUAAUACAGAAAUCGAAUCUGCUGGCGGUAAAUGCGACUGGGAGUUCCGCUGGAAGUUCGACGAUGUCACCCAGAACACUCAAAACAAGUACUCCAACGUGUCAACAGCAGGCAAUGCUGUCUGGGAUCCGCCUCGUACGGCUUUGGACAACAGAAGAUCACAAUCACCUGCUUAUGAUGCUCUCCCAUCCUUUGCUGACCUCACGAAUGACGAGGAUCGUGAGAAAAAAGCCGAGGGGCAAGUGCCGGGUACUUUCAACGUCGUCGUCAACCCUGAGAGUUUCGCUGGCCUCCCGGAGUAUGGCCCUAUCCCUGGACCACGGACACGGAGAUCUAGUCUACAGUCUGGCCGUAACAGCUGGGACAGCCAGAUGUCGACAGAAGUACCACGGGUCAGGCCAAGGAGGAAUCCUGCUAGUGGUGACCCAAACAUCGUAGUGCUAGCCAAGUUCGAGGACGCUCCAUUGUCUCUGCCGAGUCUGGCCAGCUUCCCUGUUGGUAGGAGAACCAGUCUACCAGACAACCUACAGUCACUAAACAUAUCUGGAGGAUCGAGAGGGUCCAGCCUGCCAUCCGGACGGCGCAACGACUCAGUCACUCAAGGGCUUCGAGACGAGAGGCUCAUGGUCCAUUAUCGAGGCUUCAUCUCGAAGCGCAUCUUUCCCAUUGGCAAGAGUUUGCUCGUCGACAGACCGAUGCAGGAGGACCCCAUUGUUGCUGAAGCUAGAGACUUUCCUCCUGGUCAGCAACAACUCUUGACAGAAGCUUUCCAGCACUACCACCAAGCUAUUUCCUCCAGUUUGUCUUCACCAUCCGACCUACACUCCGACCGACUUCUAUAUCUCCACUUCCUAUUACUGGUCUACGACAUCAGCUACGCAACACAAGGCUCAAGUAACACGCAAGAAGUUUUCAACAUGAACAUGUGGGAACACCACAUCCAGCACCUAAUCCGGAUAGCUCAACAUCGCAAAGGACAAUCGAACGGAGUCCUGCAAGCAUAUCUCUUAUGGUAUGUUCUUUACUUCGACAAACAAGCUUGCCUGUCAGGAAAUGGCAACGGGCACUUCGUUCGCGCCUUCCUAAUGAACAAAUUGACAAUGCCCAACUGGAACCGAAUCUUCUCAGGCUACGACAUCGUACAACCAGCCGGAGGCGACCAGGGCGAAGACACGAGUGCUCAUACCGACGUCUUUACGUUCGCACAUCAAGUAUGCAUACAAGGUGCCAAGCUGUGCCAGCUGCAACUCAAACUGCGCGCCGAGGCUACGACACAAAGCCUGCGUGGUCCGCAAGGUAGCCAGGUACUAGCCGCAUGCACACAGAUGGUCGCUCAAUUGCAAAGCGAGCUGUACGCAUCAUGGCACCGUUACUGCCCGUCCUACCUCUUUCAGCCAAACUCCGAUUACGCGACAGGUCAACUUCCCGUCAUCGCCCGCAUAUUCCUAGAUUUUGCACAACUACAAUUCAGCACCUGGAUCGUCUACUCAAACAGCUCGCUCUACCCUACCCAACCCUUCCACAUGAACCCCAACCAACGCUCCGAAACCCGUCUCCACAGCUUGAAGAUCCUCUCCAUCGCCGACGCCGCCGUCGCACUUCAGAACUACGAUCAACAUCAACUCGUAUUUCCAGUAUUCGUCGCAGGCUUCGCGAGCCUGGACAUGGAGACUCAAUCGCGAGCCCUCGCGCUGCUGAGGGGAGACACUGUGCUCCUCAAGAUACGCAACAGAGACAACGCAAACGGGAGGUUUUACGACUAUGGACAUUUUGGACUGUAUGGAGAGCUUGCAUGA
Molecule: messenger RNA, 1890 nt
Organism: Aureobasidium uvarum
Lineage: Eukaryota; Fungi; Ascomycota; Dothideomycetes; Dothideales; Saccotheciaceae
Source: the annotation of a GenBank genome assembly